Meloidogyne enterolobii is the source of this 1182-nucleotide messenger RNA. Lineage: Eukaryota; Metazoa; Nematoda; Chromadorea; Rhabditida; Meloidogynidae. The record is from the annotation of a GenBank genome assembly.
AUGGAAGAACCUGUACAUAUUGCUCAAGACUCCUUGUUCAGCACUAGCUCGGGUUGGACUAACUAUUCAGGGUUUUUCAAUCAUGCAUUUCUUUUACUUGUUAUAUCGAACGGCAGAGUUGCUCUUGAAAAUCUAAUAAAAUAUGGAAUACUAAUUUCUCCAUUGGAGUGGCUUAAUAUUCUCGACAGUUCUUCGCCUGGAAGUUGGCCAAAUUUGACUAUUGUACUUUGCUCAAAUGUUUCUAUAUUAACUGCCUUUUUUAUUGAAAAACUCCUUGCGCGUGGACUUCUAGAUAAUGCGUCCGGUGCUGUUGUGUAUGUUUUCCUUAUUGGUGCUCAUCUUGCCAUACCUCCAGCAGCGGUGUUAAAAAUAGGUCUAAAACGAGAGGAAACUAAAAAACCGGUAAAUGAUGCCAAUAACACAAUUGCUCAACUCCAAUACCCAAAUAACUUGACAUUGGGUAAUCUCUACUACUACAUGAUGGCGCCAACUCUUUGUUACGAAUUGAACUUUCCACGGACACCAGCAAUAAGAAAGACAUUCAUUAUUAAAAGGAUUACAGAGUUGAUCUGCUUUUCUUUUGUUGGUGUUGCUCUUUGUCAACAGUGGGUGAUUCCUUUGGUAAAGAAUAGUUUGGCACCAUUUUCUCAACUUGACUUAAAACGAUGCAUUGAACGAGUUUUAAAGCUGGCUAUCCCUAACCAUCUUAUAUGGCUCAUGUUCUUUUAUCUUUACUUUCAUUCUUUCCUCAACCUAAUUGCGGAAAUAAUGCGAUUUGGUGAUCGUCAGUUCUAUUUGGACUUUUGGAACUCAGAGUCUGUGAGUGUGUUUUGGAAGACAUGGAACAUUCCUGUCCAUCGCUGGGCGCUCCGGCACGUUUACAGGCCUUGCGUUCGCAACGGAGUAAGUCGCAAUGUCUCCGCUCUUGUCGUUUUUAUUAUAUCGGCUUUCUUUCACGAGUAUUUGAUAUCCAUCCCGUUGAAAAUGUUUCGCCUCUGGGCUUGUGCUGCCAUGCUUCUACAACUUCCGUUGGGAAUAGUGACUGAUCGAUAUGUGAGAGGUGGUAGAGCUGGGAAUAUUAUUGUUUGGCUUUCGCUUAUUUUGGGUCAACCGAUGGCGAUUCUGAUGUACGUCCACGACUGGUAUCUAUACAAUCACCCGGAAGCAACCAUUCGCACUUGA